Suillus fuscotomentosus is the source of this 1479-nucleotide messenger RNA. RefSeq lists its product as uncharacterized. Gene Ontology annotation, cellular component: mitochondrion. The transcript has 2 exons. NCBI's taxonomy places the organism in Eukaryota, Fungi, Basidiomycota, Agaricomycetes, Boletales, Suillaceae. The record is from RefSeq and is a predicted model, not a curated record. The coding region runs from base 1 to 1479 and encodes 492 amino acids. Gene Ontology annotation, biological process: ubiquinone biosynthetic process.
AUGCCACCUCCGGUGAAAUUAGCUAUAAUCGGUGGAGGGCCAUCUGCUUUUUAUGUAGCCUCGCGCCUGCUCUCUCUCCUUCCACUGAAGGAUCCAAUGUCUCCACCACUGAGGGUACACAUGUACGACCGACUGUGGGCACCUCAUGGUCUCGUCCGCUAUGGCGUUGCACCAGAUCAUCCAGAGGUCAAGAAUUGCACGAACAAAUUCGAUGCUACUGCAACUGACCCGCGUUUCCGUUUCUUUGGAAACGUAAAUGUCGGCAGCACGCCCCUUCAUUCUAUUCCUCACGCGCUUCAUUUACCCCUGACCUCCAUACUCAACAAUUACUCCCACUUACUGUUCGCGACAGGAUGUACCAUGCCCACCUUGCACCCUGCAAUCUCUCCGUCUGUUUACUGCAUACCUGCAUUGUCCCUGGUCCAUUGGUAUACACAACACCCAUCCCAGCCGCCACCCCCCGCGCUUGACGAGAUAACACACCUCACAUUAAUUGGACAGGGAAACGUGUCGCUGGACAUUGCACGUAUUCUUUUGACUUCCCCCUCAGUACUUCGUCAAUAUGAUGUACCAGAGCAUGUUCUCGAAGUUCUCUCCCGUUCUACCGUCAAGCAUGUCUCCAUAGUUGGAAGGCGGGGACCUCUGGAGGCUGCAUUCACCACUAAAGAGCUUCGGGAGAUGAUCAAUCUUCCAGAGGCAUCGAUGGUUCCUAUCGAACCCACUUUACUUACACCCCCAUCAGGUGUCGCAUUAACACGCCAGCAGCGGCGCACGCUCGAGCUACUCCAGAAGGGAUCCAAGAAUCGACCAGGAUCGACGCCCAAAUCCUGGUCACUCCAUUUUUACCGCUCUCCCGCUAGUCUUACUCUUCCAUCAAGUGCUUCAGCGUUAGAUAUGGCGAAUCUUACCCUUGCUCACACCCGUCUUGAUCCUGCCACUCAUCGUGCAGUGCCUACUGGCGAGACAUCAACUCUUCCUACUUCUCUUGUCGUAACCUCCCUCGGAUUUCAUGCAGAUCCAGAAACGACUUUCUUUGAUCCUGCUCUGCGCCACCUUCGUUCAUCCGCAGGGCGUAUUACUUCUCCCGAUGGUUCAGCCUUGAAAAAUAUGUAUGCUUCCGGAUGGGCGGCCAAUGGUGCUAAGGGUGUGCUUGCGUCAACUAUGAUCGAUGCAUAUGCGGUCGCAGGCACUAUUCUCUCUGACAUAGCACCUUCAUCAGAAGCGGUAACGACUGCUGCACCACCCUCGCCAGAAAUGGAAAUCGCACCAGAUGAACUGCUCAAUCGUCGUCCAGAUCUUGAUGCAUUACCAGCAGAGAUUGCCCAUGGAAUUAAAGACGGCAUGGUCACCCAAUACGAUGACUGGAAAGUCAUUGAUGCUGAGGAAGUUCGCAGAGGCGGAGCUCUGGGAAAGGAGCGGGAGAGAAUGGGUUGGGACGAGGCCUUGUCGUUUAUCGCGCGCGCGGCCGUGAUAAACUAA